Messenger RNA from Melampsora larici-populina 98AG31, 312 nucleotides. RefSeq lists its product as uncharacterized. The transcript is spliced from 5 exons. NCBI's taxonomy places the organism in Eukaryota, Fungi, Basidiomycota, Pucciniomycetes, Pucciniales, Melampsoraceae. Bases 1 to 312 code for a protein of 103 amino acids. The record is from RefSeq and is a predicted model, not a curated record.
AUGUCAUUUCAGUAUCCUCUUUUUACUUUAAUCAGGAUCUCUUGUGUUUUAUUACCCGGAGAUCGAUGUAAGUCGUUUGAACCAUCGGGCGCAGUAACAUAUAUCUGCCCUUAUUCAACUUGCUGGGUUCAGAAUAAUCAGUGGACUUUGUUAACGCAAUGUCAGUUCCAACAUUCGCCGGACAAAAGCUAUAGUGAACUAAAUUGCGCUGAAUACACUCCUUGUAAAAUCCAGGACAUGUACCUUUUAACGUGUUACUCUUAUACUUGCCCUUCCAAUGCCAUCAGUUGUGACAAGUGUCAAAAGAAGUGA